AUGUCGAUCACUCCUUAUGCCCUUGCUAUUCAAGCAGCUCCGUUGCUGCACAAGAGAUUCGUCGGGCAGGGCACAUAUUAUACAGUCGGUCUUGGUGCUUGUGGAAAAUACAAUAACGACAACCAACUUGUUGCUGCACUGAGUGCACUUCAAUUUGGCACUCCUCCAAACCCCAACGAAUCUCCAUUCUGUGGUCGUCGAAUAAAAAUCAGGGGGCCUCUUGGUUCUGUCGUUGCUACACUUGUCGAUAGAUGUGUGGGAUGCCAAUUGGGCGAUCUCGACUUGAGUCCUGCUUCGUUUCAGAAAAUAGCCCCUUUAUCGGCUGGCCGCGUUGAAAUUAGUUGGAAUUUCCUUCGUAGACAUUAA
Paraglomus occultum is the source of this 366-nucleotide messenger RNA. Lineage: Eukaryota; Fungi; Glomeromycota; Glomeromycetes; Paraglomerales; Paraglomeraceae. The record is from the annotation of a GenBank genome assembly.